AUGGCAAACGGAACUCACCUCUCAGCCAGAGUUUCAAUUAAGAAGUAUACGAAACUUGGCUAUGCAGGAAAUACAGAACCUCAGUUCAUUAUCCCAUCAUGUAUUGCAAUCCGAGAAUCAGCCAAAGUAGGUGACCAGGCUCAGAGGAGGGUGAUGAAAGGCGUUGAUGAUCUGGACUUUUUCAUAGGAGAUGAAGCCAUAGAUAAACCUACCUAUGCUACAAAGUGGCCUAUACGACAUGGUAUUGUUGAAGACUGGGACCUCAUGGAGAGAUUCAUGGAGCAGGUCAUUUUUAAAUACCUACGAGCUGAACCUGAGGAUCACUAUUUUUUAAUGACAGAGCCUCCGCUGAACACACCAGAAAACAGAGAGUAUCUUGCAGAAAUCAUGUUCGAAUCAUUUAACAUACCAGGACUUUACAUUGCUGUUCAGGCAGUGUUGGCCUUAGCUGCCUCUUGGACGUCACGGCAGGUUGGAGAACGUACUUUGACUGGAAUUGUCAUCGAUAGUGGUGAUGGAGUGACCCACGUAAUUCCUGUGGCAGAAGGCUAUGUAAUUGGCAGUUGCAUCAAACAUAUUCCUAUUGCGGGUAGAGAUAUUACUUACUUUAUUCAACAACUCCUAAGGGAAAGGGAGGUGGGAAUUCCUCCUGAACAAUCUCUGGAGACAGCAAAAGCCAUAAAGGAGAAAUACUGUUACAUUUGCCCUGACAUAGUGAAAGAAUUUGCCAAGUACGACGGAGAUCCUCGAAAAUGGAUCAAACAGUAUACUGGCAUCAACGCAAUCAACAAAACCAAGUUUGUUAUAGAUGUCGGUUAUGAAAGGUUCCUUGGACCUGAAAUUUUCUUUCAUCCUGAGUUUGCUAAUCCAGAUUUUAUGGAAUCCAUUUCGGAUGUAGUUGAUGAAGUUAUACAGAACUGUCCCAUUGAUGUCCGGCGUCCAUUAUAUAAGAAUGUGGUCCUCUCGGGAGGAUCCACGAUGUUCAGGGACUUUGGACGACGACUGCAAAGGGAUUUGAAAAGAGUAGUGGAUGCGAGAUUGCGACUUAGUGAGGAACUCAGCGGUGGUAGGAUAAAACCCAAACCAGUUGAAGUUCAAGUGAUAACACAUCACAUGCAGCGUUACGCAGUUUGGUUUGGUGGUUCCAUGCUGGCUUCAACACCAGAGUUUUUCCAAGUAUGUCACACCAAGAAAGACUAUGAAGAGUAUGGUCCUAGUAUUUGUCGUCAUAAUCCUGUUUUUGGAGUCAUGUCGUAAUGCUCGUCUAAUGGCAACAAGACCUCUGAUAUCUUGCUGGUGAAGAAACUCCUGUAAAGCAGAGGAAGGCAGCAAAUACUGUAAAAACUGAAGCAAGGUGUGAUUAUCUCUUGGAAGCAUUUCGAUCACCACCGUGCACUGAGGCACAGCCCCAAGUCAUUUCAGUAAAAGCCAUUUCUCUGCUGACUUCUUUAAAGCCUAUCCUUCUUUCUUCCUAAAUGUGAGGUGAUUGAAAAUUGGUAAGUCCCAGUUUAGGAGGUUGUGCAAAUACUACUGAAACUGAAUCUAGAAGAAUGAGGCAGUGUUUUACUGCUUGU
Messenger RNA from Charadrius vociferus (killdeer), 1574 nucleotides. It is a transcript of the gene ACTR3B, whose product is annotated as ARP3 actin-related protein 3 homolog B (yeast). Gene Ontology annotation, molecular function: actin filament binding. The transcript is spliced from 12 exons. Gene Ontology annotation, cellular component: actin cortical patch. The record is from RefSeq and is a predicted model, not a curated record. Bases 1 to 1257 code for a protein of 418 amino acids. Lineage: Eukaryota; Metazoa; Chordata; Aves; Charadriiformes; Charadriidae.